Messenger RNA from Botrytis byssoidea, 912 nucleotides. RefSeq lists its product as uncharacterized. The coding region runs from base 1 to 912 and encodes 303 amino acids. The record is from RefSeq and is a predicted model, not a curated record. NCBI's taxonomy places the organism in Eukaryota, Fungi, Ascomycota, Leotiomycetes, Helotiales, Sclerotiniaceae. The transcript has a single exon.
AUGCCAAGGGCAACAGCACUUCACAUUUGCGACAAGGACCGUAAUGAUGAGUAUGAUUACCGUCCUCAUCCAAGACUUUAUUCAAAAUCAAAAUUCUUGCUUGACUAUCAUGAAAAUGAGGAUUUACUUAUCGACGAUAUGAUUAAAUGCAAACUUUUUGGGGAUGACGAUGGCGUAGAACUCCGAAUCGACAAAAGCUGGAGUUCACCAUCCUCUCAGAUAAUUAUUGGGCUUCCAGCUGCUAUCCACAAAGCUGGCAGGUCACUCGAAAACAUAUGUAUUGAGAUGAUUUGCCCCACCGAUUACAGAACUUUGGCCUCAUUUGAAGGCUUCCAAGAACUUUCCGCUGCGACACAGUGGCUAAAAAAGUUCACAUUCUAUUGCAGAGAAGAAGAUUAUGAAGAUGGGAGUGAUCAGUGGAUACUCACGGAAUUAGAUGGUCUGGUUAAAUAUCUUUCUGCGAUUGUGAACACAAAUGCUCUAGAAAAGGUUCACAUCGAUGUAUCGCAACACGCUAUAGAGCCGGAGCUCUUCCAAAUGGAGACACAAAAUCAAUCGAUGCCUUCUCUGGGAACAAUUUUCACCAGUCAUAUAUGGCCGAAUCUCAGAUCAAUGAAUUUGACCCGAGUACCGCUUCAUCUAUCAGAGCUAGAAACAUUCAUCGACAAUCUAAACUCAUCAGAUAUAGAAAUGAAUAUACAAUAUAUGUAUCUCGUAAGUGGAUCGUGGAGCGAUGGAAUUGAAAUAUUCAAAAGAAAUUCGUUUCAAAAUUUGGUUCUUACAACGCCGACUUUACGGUCGGAGCGCCGAGCAUUACUUGCCAGCGGCAAGCUUUUUUGGGACUGGGAGGAGGGGGAAUUUUAUUGGGACUGUGGCCACUCGCUAGUGGACACUAGAGCAAGUUAUUACUAA